AUGACAGACGAAAAGAAAGAAUCAGCGAAAGAACUCGACUCGUGGAUUGAACAACUGAAAGAAUGCAAGCAGUUACAAGAGAAUCACGUCAAAUUCUUAUGUGAUCGUGCUAAAGAUAUUCUUUCGAAAGAAUCGAAUGUGCAAGAAGUAAAAAGUCCAGUAACAGUGUGUGGUGAUGUACAUGGUCAAUUUCAUGAUCUCAUGGAAUUAUUCAAAAUUGGCGGUGAUGCACCGGAUACGAAUUAUUUAUUUAUGGGUGAUUAUGUGGAUAGAGGGUAUUAUUCAGUAGAAACAGUCACAUUGCUUGUCGCACUUAAAGUGCGUUAUCAAGACCGUAUAACAAUCUUACGUGGAAAUCAUGAAUCUCGGCAGAUUACUCAAGUCUAUGGAUUUUACGAUGAGUGCUUGAGAAAAUAUGGCAAUGCCAAUGUCUGGAAAUAUUUUACUGAUCUAUUCGAUUAUCUACCGUUAACAGCAAUUGUAGAUAAUCAAAUAUUCUGUUUACAUGGAGGUCUUAGUCCAUCGAUCGACACGCUGGAUCAUAUCCGAGCAUUAGAUCGAAUUCAAGAAGUGCCACACGAAGGGCCUAUGUGUGAUCUACUAUGGUCUGAUCCAGAUGAUCGGGGUGGUUGGGGUAUUUCACCACGUGGUGCUGGUUAUACUUUCGGACAAGACAUAUCGGAAACAUUCAAUCAUACAAAUGGUUUACAACUCGUUUCUCGAGCACAUCAACUUGUCAUGGAAGGAUACAAUUGGUGUCAUGAGAAGAAUGUAGUAACGAUAUUUUCCGCACCUAAUUACUGCUAUCGUUGUGGUAAUCAAGCUGCCAUUAUGGAAUUAGAUGAUUCAUUGAAAUACUCAUUUCUUCAAUUCGAUCCUGCGCCACGACGCGGUGAACCUCACGUAACACGAAAGACGCCGGACUAUUUUCUUUAA
Molecule: messenger RNA, 936 nt
Organism: Adineta ricciae
Lineage: Eukaryota; Metazoa; Rotifera; Eurotatoria; Adinetida; Adinetidae
Source: the annotation of a GenBank genome assembly